Trypanosoma grayi is the source of this 3765-nucleotide messenger RNA. Its product is annotated as receptor-type adenylate cyclase. Gene Ontology annotation, biological process: cyclic nucleotide biosynthetic process; intracellular signal transduction. The record is from RefSeq and is a predicted model, not a curated record. The transcript has a single exon. The coding region runs from base 1 to 3765 and encodes 1254 amino acids. NCBI's taxonomy places the organism in Eukaryota, Euglenozoa, Kinetoplastea, Trypanosomatida, Trypanosomatidae.
AUGCACCGCAGUGCGCGGCAGACAGCGUGGGGGGAUCGCAGCUCCCUUUUGUGCGUCGCCCUGCUGCUCGUGUUGUUGACGCAGGUCAGCGUUGCCGUGGCACAAGGGACGAAUGUCACAGUCCUUGAUGUGCUGUCUACAACGAGUCCGCGGUUCAAUGGUGCUGUGAUGGCGUACAGGCACGGCUUUCUUGCCGCCCUAAGGUCCCGCAACUACACUAGUGGUGCAGUCAGAAUCAAUGUGGUGCACAGAGACGUCACUGUGAAUAACAUCGCUGCAACGGUUAAUCAAGCCUCCACAGAUUUCCGUGACCUUAUCGCGGCCUUAGGACCAACGUCGUCGCCGCAGUUGUUGGCUGCCCUUCCGGCUCUUCAGCAAAGAAGCGUAGUGGCCUUUGCCCCACUCACCGAUGGAUUGUCCACGCGCUUCUGGGAGAGACACUUCUACUUUUUUUCGGGGGAAACUAUGUCCUCGGUGUACACCCUUCUCCGUUACGCAAUGACGCACCUGCGCGUGUUGCGCUUGGGCUUUAUGUACUUGACGGGUGUGCUUUACGGAGAUAAUGAGUACAUUCUUGCACAGCAAUUGAUGGCUGGCACGCACCGCAACAUCAGUGCACUGUUUCAACUGGACAGCAGCAAGCCCUUGACUGCGAGCGAUGCCGAGUUCCAGGCGGAAUGGGAACGGUUUGCGGAGACCCGGCCACAGGCGGUCAUAAUCUUUGGGGUGUUGACGGUGACCACCGAAGCGUUUGUCAGAAAGAUGCUCACGGACAGUCGCACAAGCGGUGCGUACCUGAUGGGCCCACCACGGCUGCAGGAACUCCUACUGGAGGUGUGGCAAGAUGUCGUGAAAGAAGGUGGCGCUUCUUUUAGAGCCGGGCAGAUGUUCACGACGGGAACGAACCCGAUGGCGAACGAUGUCAACUACAAAUGCAUCGAGCGAUUUCAGGCUGAGAUGUCUAACUACUUGGAGAAAAGCGGGCAGAAGGAUUACAACGACACUCAGCAGUACCUCCACGACGACACCGAUGGCGAGUUUAUGGUUGCUGGAUGGAUGGCUGGUGAGGUGCUACUGCAGGCGCUUGCCUUUUAUGAGCCUUCCCAGGGCCGCGACGGGUUCAUUGCGUCACUGUUCGCCCAGCGUCGCUACGUCAUCGAUGACUUCGUAUUUGGCGACUUUGGUGGCACCAUUGACGCAAAGGCUGCCGCGCAGGGAGCCAUGUCGGAGUGCAAUCAGGGUGGGAACCUUGUUUUUCUCAAAACCUUUGUUGAGGGGUAUAGGGGCGUUAUUGUGCCUGGAGGCCAGUACACAACAGCGCUCACGACGUGCUACGAAAACUAUACAUUGUACGACCCUGUCCUUGCCAUCACGUACAACCUGACGGACCUUGGCGACGUGGCGUCGUACGCGGUCCGGGAGAUCGUGCGGGGGCAGAUAGCUGCGGUUAAUCCCGGACUUAGCGCCAUACAACACUCCUACACGCUGAAGGUUGUAGCGGCGACGACUGCUCAAGCGGCAGAUUCGCUGAUAGGCGGAAUGGAGGUGUUUGCCACAGAUGUUUCUGUGGGUAUUGUUCUUGACGCAAUGUUGAACGCGCCGGGUCUUUUCUUCUUGGACCCGGUUUUUCUGACGCCGCAACUAAAUUCAUUCAGACGGAAUGUCAUUCUGCUCUCGCCGACGACGGAGCAGCAGAUAUUCGUGCUUGCGCAGUACCUCGCGAACACAAGUGACCCCGCUGCCCACGUUAUCGUCCGCAGCAAUGCGCCUGAAGCUACCUUGGAUGUGGUGAGGCGCUCCUUCCUAACAUUCGGCGUCACUCUGCGCUCCGCCACGGCGCUCAGAGCGACCGACCCUCUCGACGGUCGUCUGCCAGCAAGCGGCCUCACGCUCGUCAUCAACCUUGCGUCAAGGGAAGUGGGGGUUAUGGCAGCGCACCUUGAAAAGAACAAAGGUGUUCGCUUGGUUGUACUGUCGACACCAUUUUCAUUCUUCUACCCUAACUUUAAGCAGCUCUUCGCCGGGAGGGAGAUUGCGGAUCGGCUGCUGAUCAUGACGAGUUUGCCGCACUGGGACAACCCGCAGGCGACGUCGACUCUUGUGUCGCAGUACCACGAGGCGUUACCCAACAGCACGGACUGGUCACCUCUUUCCCUGAGAAAUUUCGCCGCUUCAAAGGUGAUCCAGGCUGCGGUAAGGCAGUUGGAAUAUGUCAACUCGUCUGCCAUCUCAGAUUACUUUUACUCGAGGGUGAUGGUGACAGUGGGUGACAUUGUGUACGGCCCCUUCGCGGACGCCAAUAGCGUCACGUGCAGUGGCGGGGGCGCAAGCGCUUCGUCGUGCGCGAAGAACUACGGCGCCACGUCGAUCGCUGUUUGGACGCUGAGCCGUGCGUUCGAUUUCUCCGUGCCACCGCUCUCCGAGGGCAUUACGCCCUCCAUGGUGUACCGGCAGGAGGAGGGGGGACUGACGAGGCAGCAGCUCAUCGGUGUUAUCAUUGGGUCGGUUGUCGGAGGCCUGCUGCUCAUCGCUCUGCCUGUGGUGCUGAUGUGCUGCUGUAGAGACAGCCGCGACAACAACAAUGCGCCGAAGAACGUCGAGGACCCCGUGACGCUUGUGUUCACUGACAUCGAGAGCAGCACGGCUCUGUGGGCUGCGUGCCCCGAGAUCAUGCCUGACGCUGUGGCGACGCACCACCGGCUGAUCCGCUCUCUGAUCACGAAGUACCACUGCUACGAGGUGAAGACGGUCGGUGACUCGUUCAUGAUCGCGAGCAAGAGUGCGUGGGCCGCCGUGCAGCUUGUGCAGGACAUGCAGCAGACGUUUUUGCAUCACGACUGGGGGACGAGCGCGAUCGACGACGCGUACCACGAGUUCGAGGAGGGCCGUGCGGCGGAGGAUGAGGAGUACGUGCCGCCGACUGCGCGCCUCGACGCUGCUGUGUACCGGGGGUACUGGAACGGCCUGCGUGUGCGUGUCGGCGUGCACACCGGGCUGUCCGACAUCCGUCACGAUGAGGUGACGAAGGGCUACGACUACUACGGCGGCACGUCGAACAUGGCCGCACGCACGGAGAGUGUUGCGAACGGCGGGCAGGUGCUGCUGACGCGGGCAGCGUACAAGGCACUGAGCACGGCGGAGCGUGAGCAGCUGAACGUGACUGCGUUUGGUAUCGUGCCACUGCGCGGUGUGCCGAAGCCAGUGGAGAUGUUCCAGCUGAAUGCUGUGCCCGGCCGCACCUUCGCCGCGCUGCGCCUUGACCGAGAGGAGUUCCUGGAUAUGGAUGAAGAUGGCGCAGAGAGUGAGGUGGAGUCCUCCGCGAAAGGUGGGGCCAUGAGCGCCCACCAGAGCCCCAUUGCUGCGUUGCUGACAGACUUCUUUAUGCCUCUACCGGAGUCACAACGGUGGAAGGUCCUGCAAACGAUGUGCGAGCGGUGGAAUGUUGCGGUGCCUUCGAAGAAGUCGGGCUCCGUGAAGGACGCCUGCCUUGAGAUGGUUGGCCGUCUUGCUGUGAAACUGACUCGUGUGACGGAGCGCAGAGCCGAGCUGCUGAGGGGCGAGCAGGACGUCGGUGUGGGCACGUUUCUCGGAAGUAUCGGUGGGAACGGGGCCAAUCGCGCCGGUGGGGGGUCGGUCAGCUUCCAGAUGGCAGCCGAUAAUGCUUUGAACAGGCAGUCGUGGAUCCGUCUUGGGUCAUACACAUCCUCCGGCAGACCCUCUGAGGCGCUUGAGGUUCAAGUACCGCUGCCAUUUGCCAGCUCGUGA